This is a messenger RNA of Brassica napus (rape), 684 nucleotides long. RefSeq names its product nonsense-mediated mRNA decay factor SMG7-like. The transcript has 2 exons. NCBI's taxonomy places the organism in Eukaryota, Viridiplantae, Streptophyta, Magnoliopsida, Brassicales, Brassicaceae. Gene Ontology annotation, cellular component: telomerase holoenzyme complex. Gene Ontology annotation, biological process: nuclear-transcribed mRNA catabolic process, nonsense-mediated decay. The record is from RefSeq and is a predicted model, not a curated record. Bases 61 to 399 code for a protein of 112 amino acids. Gene Ontology annotation, molecular function: telomeric repeat DNA binding; telomerase RNA binding.
GAUAAAGAUGAGGACGUGGUAGCUGUUCCUGAGAAGGAUAAAGUAACUAGCGCAGAUGAGAUGCUCAAAGCAUUCUGCGUUAAAUUUGUUCGUCUCAACGGGAUUCUUUUUACCCGAACAAGCCUCGAGACAUUCUCAGAUGUUCUUGGUUCCACUAGCAGCAGUCUACGAGAUCUGAUUUGGUCGAGCUUAACGGAAGAUAUGAUUUUUGGUAAAGACACCAGUGACAGCGCACUUUUUAUUGUUAGGCUCGUAACGCUUCUUAUAUUCAGCGUCGAUAACUCGAAGAAAGACAAGGAAGGUCAGUCAUAUGCUAGAAACUCCUUAACAGCAAGUUUUGAGUUACUUGGACACGUAAUGGAGCAGUGUGCGCAUCAUCAUCUCAGGAGAGGUAUCUGAUGUCUCUAAGACGGUCAACGGGAAGCUGGCGACGGUGGUGGCCGAGGAUGGCCACAUCACCGGGGGUUAUUCGUCUUCUCCGGGAGUCUAUGUUGCCGGAAUAUACGGGCCGUUGGUGUUGAACGUUCUUCCAAAAGGGUCAGUUCCGGCGUCUGGGCCCAGCAAGAGAAUCAAUGCACGUCAAGACUUAAUACUAUAUUAGUCUCACCAUCCUCACGACUAAAAGUCAUGUAUGACAAAAGCCGUUUUCAAUUCUUAUAGAUAUUCUUUAUUUUUAAGAAAUGA